AAUAAAAAAAAUUGAUUUCAAAGAGUAAACCCUAGUAGUACUGUCUCAUCGUGCUAAAAAGGUCUUCAAUACCGCGGCAAAGCAUCGAGACAGGACGAGAACAUCGUCGGUGGCUCGAGUGAGUGAGUGAGUGACCCAAUCUCAAACCAAAAACCUCUCUGUGGGGGAAUCACAAUACCCAAAGGUUGCUCCUUUUAAUAUCCCCAAAUGUUUCGAAAGCUCUGUUCUUCUUCUUUCUCUCGCUCCAUCAUCUUCCCAAACAAACCCAUCUUCUUCAUCUCCCGCUCCUUUCCCAAACCUCUCCGUCACUCUUACUCCUCCUUGAAAAUGACCGAUACCCAUAUCCCCGAUAACCCCAAUUCGUCUUCCCCGAUUCAACCUCCCACCAAACCCGAAUUGCUUCGUUCCCUCGAGUUUCAAUUGGGUUCUUCAUUCACCGUCGAUCCAAUCAUCCCACCGCCCAAUCAAAUCAUCAUCGUCGUCAGUGGUCCUAGCGGAGUCGGUAAAGACGCAGUGAUCAACAAGCUUCGUGAGGUUCGUCAAGGUCUACAUUUCGUCGUCACCGCAACGAGCCGUGCGAUGCGACCUGGCGAAGUCGACGGCAAAGACUAUUACUUUGUCUCGAGAGAUCAGUUUUUGUCGAUGGUGGAGAACGAAGAGCUUCUUGAGUACGCACUUGUUUAUGGAGAAUACAAAGGGAUUCCUAAGAAGCAGAUUCAGGAAUACAUGGCUAAAGGGGAAGACAUUGUUCUUAGAGUUGAUAUUCAAGGAGCUCAGACGUUAAGGAGGAUACUUGGUAACUCCGCCGUGUUUGUCUUCCUUGUGGCGGAGAGUGAGCUUGCCAUGGUUGAGAGGUUGAUUGAUAGGAAGACGGAGAGUCAAGAGGAGCUUCUUGUUAGAGUUGCUACGGCGAGAGAAGAGGUUAGGCAUGUUAAGAACUUUGAUUACGUUGUGGUUAAUGCCAAAGGGAUGCUUGAUGAUGCGGUUAACCGAGUGGAAUCUAUUAUUGAUGCUGAGAAAUCUAAAGUUCAUCAAAGGAUUGUCAGGAUUUGAUGUGCAAGGUUGAUGGUUAAUCUCCCUGAUUAGGCAAACAGAUCAAAGAUCUUGAGUGUAAUUUUGGCGAAAGAAGUGAUGGCACAAGACGUUGAUUUGGUAUCUCCAUCAUCAUAUACAGUAUAAUAUGUUGAAGGGGUCUGCACAAGUACCAACCAAUGACAUUUUAACCUAUCAUUCACAUUUACACUUACUUCCUCUUGUCUCUGGUAUUUUUCAAAUGUCAAUGCGUCUGAUGUCUUUUUACCCUGUUUCCUUGGGGCACACUUGUGUGAUUACAUAAGCUCAUAAGAACAGAACCAAACACAAAGACUCUAAACGAGAUGUGAUCUUCCUAUUCAACAGGAGAUAUAACUGCCAAAUA
Messenger RNA from Camelina sativa (false flax), 1417 nucleotides. Its product is annotated as guanylate kinase 3, chloroplastic. Lineage: Eukaryota; Viridiplantae; Streptophyta; Magnoliopsida; Brassicales; Brassicaceae. Gene Ontology annotation, cellular component: cytosol. Gene Ontology annotation, biological process: purine nucleotide metabolic process. Gene Ontology annotation, molecular function: GMP kinase activity. The record is from RefSeq and is a predicted model, not a curated record.